AUGACGAGCCUUAAGAGCCUUUUCUUAUCUUUCUUCCUAGUCGUGGCUCUUGGCCUGGCUCUUGUUAAUGCCUCUGAGCCCCGCGGACCGAAAAUCACCAACAAGGUGUACUUCGAUAUUCAGCAUGGAGAUGAGAGUCUAGGACGAAUUGUGUUGGGACUCUAUGGGAAGACUGUGCCCGAGACUGCUGAGAACUUCCGUGCUCUCGCUACCGGCGAAAAGGGCUUUGGAUAUGAAGGGUCCAACUUCCACCGUGUGAUCAAGGAUUUCAUGAUUCAGGGUGGUGACUUCACCAGGGGCGAUGGUACCGGAGGAAAGUCGAUUUACGGUGCGAAGUUCAAAGAUGAGAAUUUCAAGCUGAGGCAUACUAAGACCGGUCUCCUGAGCAUGGCCAAUGCCGGGAAAGACACCAACGGUUCUCAGUUCUUUAUCACCACUGCUGUCACCCCUUGGCUCGAUGGCAAGCACGUCGUUUUCGGUGAGGUUCUCGAGGGCUACGAUAUUGUCGACAAGAUCCAGAACGUUCCUAAGGGCCGCAACGACAGGCCCCUCAAGGACGUCAAGAUCGUCAAGAGCGGCGAAUUGGAGAUGGAGGCCGACGUCGCGAACGAAGGUGACAAGAAAGGUAGCCACAACGAGCUUUAAAGGCGUGCCUCGCUCUAUCUCCGUCAUAGAAUGCCCGAUGCUGAUGGGUUUUGUUAUGAAAAGCCUUGCCGAGCAGCCCUUCAUCUUCACCUUACGAUACGACUCAAAGUAGCAGAUAAGUAGCAGAUUUGCCAGCUACUUUUGACCACUCUUCUUUUAUGUUUUCCAGAGUCGCAAUUUUGGUCGUGGUUGUAGGUGUGGUGUUACACCUGUUGAAAAACAAGAGGAAGGUCAAGGACUUCAGCGGGAAGAAACAGGAAGUUAACAUUGUCUAAAUAACACCAUUGAAUUCAAAAUCGUACACUGUUAACCCGUA
Aspergillus nidulans FGSC A4 is the source of this 961-nucleotide messenger RNA. RefSeq names its product peptidylprolyl isomerase family protein cypB. Gene Ontology annotation, biological process: protein folding. Gene Ontology annotation, cellular component: endoplasmic reticulum lumen. NCBI's taxonomy places the organism in Eukaryota, Fungi, Ascomycota, Eurotiomycetes, Eurotiales, Aspergillaceae. The transcript is spliced from 6 exons. The record is from RefSeq and is a predicted model, not a curated record. Bases 1 to 645 code for a protein of 214 amino acids. Gene Ontology annotation, molecular function: peptidyl-prolyl cis-trans isomerase activity.